This is a messenger RNA of Scutellospora calospora, 1125 nucleotides long. The record is from the annotation of a GenBank genome assembly. Lineage: Eukaryota; Fungi; Glomeromycota; Glomeromycetes; Diversisporales; Gigasporaceae.
AUGUCUCUUGUUGCUGAUUACAGCUCGGACGUUUCAAGCAGCGAUGAAGAUUUUAUGCCAACAGCAUUGAAAACAGAAACUCUCCAAAAAACUUCAAUAUCUUCCUUACUUCCACCACCAAAAACCAUAUCUAAAAACAAAAAGGACGGUCCUGUAAAAAUUGUAGUUGACUUACCGAGUCAAGUAGAUGAUCUUGAAGAGGAAGAAAAUGUAUCAAAAAAGCAAAGAAUAAGCACCUCUAAUAGCCUACUUUCACUUUUACCAGCGCCAAAAAGAACUAUAACAAAUGAACGGAAGUUAAACGAUAAUAGAUCAACAACUCAAACCACAGCCAAAACAACAACUUUUGUUCCUCAUACGAUCACGAAAAAGAAACCCAUUACAAAAUCUGAUAAUCCUUUAAAUUCGAACAAUAUAGAAGCUAAACAAUUGAUUAUAAAGAAUGAGGAUGAUACAGAAGAAGCAAACGCGAUCACCGAAUCUUUUUUUCCGCUAGGGCCUGAAAUAACAAAUAUAAAAUCAAUUAAUGAGACUAAAGAUGUAUCGAUAGCUUCUAUAACCACUGGAGAUUCAUAUGCAAGUACAGAUGCUUUGAACACAACAGACUUUUCUUUUUCCAAUGAUGAAUAUGCAUCCAACGAAUAUUAUAAUGAUGGCCAAUGGCAAGAAAAUGCAAAUGCUUAUGUAGAAUACCAAGGAAUAUAUGAUGAAUCACACCAACAAAUAGGAAGUGAGCAAACACAAUCAAAUUGGGAACUGGAUGAUGAAAUGUUUCAAAAGCUGGGAGGUCGAAGGGGAAAAAAGGAAGGACCAAUUAAAAUUAAAGAAAUUAAUGCAGCUGAUCAAAUGGCCGAUGCGUGGCAAUCUCAGGUUGCCAAUUUGUCCAAACCAACCAGAGGAUCAGGCGAAGGAUCGGGGCGUUUAAAACCUACUAGAGGGCAGAAAAGGAAACACAAUCUAAUGUAUCUGGCUUUUCAAGCAACUUCGAUGGAAAGUGAAAUGAAAGAGCAACAUGCGACAAAUAGAAAAACCAAGAGGGAAACGCAAGCAAAAUAUGAUGGAAGUAAUCAACCAAUGCCAUUCUUAUUCACAGCAUUUGUGAGAUACUGUGCAAUAGAGGAUGUU